ACCACAUGUUCCCAGCGAACGGUGGGGGGCGGGGAAGGGAGAUACCGAGCUGCUGAGGGGCCAAGCGGGAGCAUGGAGGCGAUCCGCGCCGGCAGCGCCCCCCUGCGCUUCAAAUCCAACUAUGCCGUGUCUAGGAAAUUUGAGCCUUUUUACAAAGGAGGGAAAGUUCAGAUCAGCGGAGAUGGAAAACACAUGUUUUGCCCAUGUGGGACGAAACUAAAUAUAAUGGACAUAGAAACAGGAGCCCUUGUUCAUAGCAUCGAACAGGAUGAACAAGAGGACAUUACAUCAUUUGUUCUUAGCCCCGAUGAUGAGAUUCUUGUGACGGGAAGCCGGGCAUUGCUGUUAAAACAGUGGGAAUGGCGACAGAACAAGUGUAGACGUACAUGGAAAGCAGUGCACACAGCACCAGUGGCCACUAUGAUCUUUGACCCCACUUCCACUUUAUUGGCCACAGGUGGGUGUGACAGCACCAUUAAGAUCUGGGAUGUAGUCAAACAGUACUGCACGCAUAACCUGAAAGGAUCUACGGGGGUUGUACACAUCGUCCAGUUCCAUCCCGAUAUUUCCCGCUUGCAGCUCUUCUCCUCCUCAAUGGACUAUAUGAUCCGGAUCUGGGACCUGAAAUCCAGCAAGUGUAUUGCCUCUCUCAGUGGCCACUACAGUGCUGUCACGUCUCUGACUUUUGCUCCAGAUAGGGACACACUCAUCAGCUCUGGUCGUGAUAAAAUCUGUAUGAUAUGGGACCUGAAAACAAGAGAAGCCAAGAGAACGGUCCCUAUAUAUGAGAGUGUGGAGGCUGCAGUAUUGUUACCCAAGGAUGGAGAUUUCUCACACUUGGGUGUGAAGAAACGAGGGCUUCACUUUCUCACAGCUGGCAGCAAAGGGAUCCUGCACAUCUGGGAAGCUGCCACAGCUGCCUGCGUGUACACCCAGCCCGUGCCCUACCAACGUGUGAAUGCCAAGGAGGAAGAAGAGGGCAGCACACACAGUCUGACACAUUGCAUGCUGGUGCCUGGGAAAAAUGAGAUCGCAACUGUGACUGCUGAGCAUAAUAUCAUCUUCUACGAUGCCCAGACGCUUCAGCUCAGAAAGCAGUUUGCAGGUUACAACGACGAGGUUCUGGAUGUGCGGUUCCUUGGCCCUGCUGACUCUCACAUUGUUGUGGCUACCAACAGCCCUCAGCUAAAAGUGUUUGAGCUGGCAACGUCGCACUGCCAGAUCCUGUAUGGCCACACAGACACGGUUCUUGCCCUGGAUGUCUUCAGAAAGGGGUUGAUGUUUUCUAGCUGUGCUAAGGACAGAAGCCUCCGGGUUUGGCAGAUGGAUAAAGCAGGCGAUGUGGUCUGCGUGGCCGAAGGAUUGGGUCAUGCCCAUGGAGUGGGUGCACUCUCUUGCUCAAGAAUGAAAGAGAGCUUUGUAGUCACCAGCAGCCAAGACUGUACCAUCAAAGUCUGGAAUCUCCCAGAGUCCCUCGCUGCCAAAGCAAAAGCAGGCUUGGUCUCCAGCCCUGAAAUUCUUCAUGCCCACGUAACGGAGAGGGGUCACGACAAGGAUAUAAAUAGUGUGACGGUUUCUCCAAAUGACAAACUGAUUGCCACUGGCUCACAGGACAGGACGGCCAAGCUGUGGUCCUGUCCUGAUUGCUCUCUGAUGGGCAUCUUCUCGGGACACACACGUGGGAUCUGGUGCGUGCAGUUUUCUCCUGUGGAUCAAGUCUUGGCCACCUCCUCAGCAGAUGGCACUGUGAAGCUGUGGGGUCUUCAUGACUUCAGCUGUCUGAAGACUUUUGAAGGUCACGACGCCUCUGUGCUGAAGAUAAUUUUCGUGAGCCGGGGGACACAGCUUCUUAGUAGCGGUUCUGAUGGGCUCCUGAAACUUUGGACGAUUAAAACAAAUGAGUGUGUGAAAACCUUAGACGGUCAUGAAGAUAAAGUGUGGGGUCUCCACUGUAACAAACAGGAUGACCUGGUCGUGACAGCAUCCAGCGAUUCCUGUGUCAUCCUGUGGAAGGAUGUCACUGAAAUUGAACUGGAAGAGGCGCAAGCUAAGCAGGAGGAGCAGAUUAUGAAGGAUCAAGAGCUUUCCAACCUGCUCCAUGAGAAAAAAUAUCUGAAAGCUUUAGGGCUGGCAAUCUCUUUGGAUCGGCCACACACGGUGCUAACAGUGAUCAAGGUUAUCCUUAAGGAAACUAAUGGGAAAGAGAACUUAGAAAAGAACAUCCUUAGACUGCGGAGGGAUCAGAAAGAGUCAGUGUUGAAGUUUUUGGUGACAUGGAACACAAACUCUCGAAACUGCCAUGAGGCUCAGGCUGUCCUUGAAACCCUCCUAAAGCACGAAGCGCCAGAGUGUCUCCUGCAGUAUGAGGGGAUCAAAACUGCUGUGGAAUCCCUUCUGCCAUACACCGAGCGCCAUUUCCAGAGACUAGGCCGCUUAUUACAAGCCUCUAUGUUCAUCGAUUUCAUGUGGCAAAAUAUGAGACUAGCAGAUGUGUCAAAGUUGGAAGAGGACAUGAGUCUGUGACCUUUUAUAUGCUGCUUGCAGUAUACUGAGGGGAAUGACUGGUGAGCCAAGGAUACGCACACUGACUGAAGUGCCGGACGCUCACAUUAGUUCCCCUCCACCCCAAGUUGGAGUUUUGAGUAUUUUUAUAAUAAAUAUUUCAAGUUCGAUUUUAUAAAUGAGUGAGUCCAGUCUCAACUUGCUGUCUCCUCAGUGCCGUAGAUAACGAGGGGAUAUGCUGCCUGCCCGAGUCUGAGUCCUCCUGUGUCUGUUCCAGAGCAAAUGUCCUCUUAUCAUUAGCACUGCGUGUUGCGAGACCAUCUCAACCCCCCCAUCUUUGUCUAUGCACCAGCCUGUAUCUCUUCUCAUUCUCCUCUGUAUUGACCUUCAGGAAAGUAUCCCUCACUUGUGCUGAGCUUGCUAAGAUUUCAGCUCGCUUGUGGCUGUGUAGGUUGGGUGUUGGUGCACACAGCCCUUUCUUUAGGGUAACCUGGGGCCUGGAGGGUGUGGGCAUUACCAGCUUUCCAUUCUACCCAAGAAAAAGAGAAAUGCAAGCAAUGUUUCCUGGGAUGGAUUCAGUAGACUUACAUCACUGAAGCUGUUUGGAGGGUCAUAGGAGCACAUUGGUAAAGGCCUAAAUCUCAUUGUUACUGAGCUGUUUGCUAAUCUACAUCUUUGCAAUAGCAGCCCAGCACAUCUGCACUGCUGUGCACUCCGGCAACCUAAGCAAAAUAUGCACAUUGGUGUGUUUGUUUUAUCUUUGUUGCAUGGACAUUAACAGCAGAAUACCAAGGAAAAAAGGAGUAGGAUGUUACUGAAUGCAAACUUAGCAAACCCAGGUGGAGGCUUGUGAUUUCCAGCACUUCACCAAUCGCUCCAGUACCAACAGAUGUUUUGUCUUCAUUCUGAGCUCGAUAAACUUUGCUGCC
This is a messenger RNA of Gopherus evgoodei (Goodes thornscrub tortoise), 3431 nucleotides long. RefSeq names its product transducin beta like 3 (gene TBL3). The transcript is spliced from 22 exons. Gene Ontology annotation, biological process: endonucleolytic cleavage in 5'-ETS of tricistronic rRNA transcript (SSU-rRNA, 5.8S rRNA, LSU-rRNA); endonucleolytic cleavage to generate mature 5'-end of SSU-rRNA from (SSU-rRNA, 5.8S rRNA, LSU-rRNA). Gene Ontology annotation, molecular function: U3 snoRNA binding; protein binding. NCBI's taxonomy places the organism in Eukaryota, Metazoa, Chordata, Testudines, Testudinidae. The record is from RefSeq and is a predicted model, not a curated record. Gene Ontology annotation, cellular component: nucleolus; small-subunit processome; 90S preribosome. Bases 73 to 2523 code for a protein of 816 amino acids.